AUUCGCUCCCGCUUCCUGUGGAAGAGUGCUUGUGCAUCGGUGUGCUGAAAGAUGUAAAGAUGGCGGAGCUACAGAUGCUCUUGGAAGAGGAGAUUCCAGCUGGUCGGAGAGCUUUGCUGGAUAGUUUCACUAAUCUCGAAAGAGUUGCGGAUUACUGUGAAAACAACUACAUCCAGUCGGUGGACAAGCACAACGCCCUCGAAGAAACCAAAAACUACACCACUCAGUCCCUGGCCAGCGUAGCCUACCUGAUCAACACCUUGGCCAACAAUGUCCUGCAGAUGCUGGACAUUCAGGCCUCCCAGCUUCGGCGCAUGGAGUCCUCCAUCAACCACAUUUCACAGACGGUGGACAUUCACAAAGAGAAGGUGGCCAGGCGGGAGAUUGGCAUCUUGACCACCAAUAAGAACACCUCCCGCACGCACAAGAUCAUUGCUCCAGCCAAUCCAGAGAGGCCGGUCCGCUACAUUCGCAAGCCGGUCGACUACAACGUGCUGGAUGACAUUGGUCACGGGGUUAAGUGGUUACUUAGGUUCAAGGUCAGCGCGCAGAACAUGAAGAUGGGCGGUCUUCCCCGCACCACCCCGCCCACCCAGAAGCCCCCGAGCCCUCCUGUGUCGGGGAAGGGAACCAUUGGGAGGCACUCACCCUAUAGGACCCUCGAGCCAGUGCGCCCCCCGGUGGUCCCUAACGACUAUGUCCCCAGCCCCACGCGCAGCGCCGGGCCCGCACAGCAGAGCCCCGCGCGCGCUGCGUCGGUUAACCAGAGGAACCGCACGUACAGCAGCGGGAGCAGCGGCGGCAGCAGCCACCCCAGCAGCCGCAGCAGCAGCCGCGAGAACAGCGGGAGCGGGAGCAUCGGCGUGCCCAUCGCCGUGCCGACGCCCUCCCCGCCCAGCUCCUUCCCAGCCUCUGCCACUGGGGUGGCAGGUACCCCUCCGGCCCAACCCAACCAUGCUCCACCCCUCUCCUCUGCUUCCUCUACUUCCACCACCACUUCUGCCCCACCCAAAGCCCCUCCUCCAGCCCCAGACCCUUCACAAGCCCUUCCCACUGAGGCCCAGCAGGCUCCUGCCAACCCCCCCCUUUCCACUCUGCCCCCCUCACCCUCUGCUGCCGCCACCUCCUCUACCGCUACUGCCACCCCCGCGCCAGGCACAACCCCUCAGUUCUAUAGCAUGAACCGGCCCGUCUCCCGGAGCAACCCGCCAACAGUUGGGGGGUCCCUUCCUUACCGCCGCCCCCCCUCUGUCACGGGCCAGCCCAACUUUCCACAGAAUCAGCUCAAUGGAGGACCUUACUACAACCAGAGCCAAGCCUCGCUCGUUCCCCCUCCCCCCUCCGUCCUGCAGGCCACGCCCCAGCUCCCUCUGACGGGCUUUGUGGCUCGGGUUCAGGAGACCAUUUCGGACGCCUCCCCUCCGCCGCCCCCCGCAGAGGAGGCGGUGUUUGAGGAGCCGCACCCGCCUCCGCCCCCUCCGGAGGAGUACGAGGACGAGGAGUCAGCGGUGGUGGAGUACAGCGACCCUUACGCCGAGGAGGACCCCCCCUGGGCGCCCCGCACGUACCUCGAGAAAGUGGUGGCCAUCUACGACUACGCCAGGGACAAGGAGGACGAGCUGUCCUUCCAGGAGGGCGCCAUCAUCUACGUGAUCAAGAAGAACGACGACGGCUGGUACGAAGGCGUGAUGAGCGGCACCACGGGGCUGUUUCCGGGCAACUACGUCGAGUCCAUCAUGCACUACGCCGACUGAGGCCCAGAGGGCGCUCUCACCCUCCCCGCCUUCCACACACCUACCAUACAUAUAUAUGUGUAUGUAUGUACGUGCGUGUGUAUAUAAGUAUAUAUAUACACAUACAUAAGAUAUAAGAUAUACAUAUAUUUAAGAUUUGUAGAAGUGGACAGUGGUGAUUAAAGUUUGGGAAGAUUAACAGAGGUGAGCAGAGGAUGAGUAUCACACCUCAGUGUAUGCAGUUACAAAUCGUCAAACAAUGAUAAUUAUGUUUCAUUCAAUGAAGUAUAUAGUUGUAAUAUGGCAAAGAAACCUUUGUAUUUCCUUAUGUUGAAACGACAAUGGGUUGAAGUGGUGGAAAGAGAGGGUCUUCUCCAGUAUGAAGCCUUCUUUAGUGUUUGAGUUCUCUUCAGCAGGACGACCAUGCUUUACCAGCGCUUGGAUUUGCCUAUAGCUGGUGCGUUAUAGGAUGGUAGAUACAAAGUGCGCAAGGUUUAUAGAAAAUAAUAAGGACACUCACUUGGGAGCAGGGAUUCCGGUCAGCGUAGAGCUUUGUGGAUAUGGUCUCAGUGUGAGUCUACUCUAGUGAUGAAACACAAGCAACAUUGUGGGUAGGCCUACAGAGACUCUACAGAGAUGUGGGAUAUUCUCUUAACAAUCUGUUGGAUAAAAUGCAGUGUAAAGACCUUAACACAUUUGGAAUUCUUUACUUGAUUGACAGGGAGUCCGCUUCUGUUAGGAAAGAAAAAUGGAGGAAGGUAAGGGGCGGGAGUAUUUCCAAUUCACCCCUGUUCUCGCCCGCAUAUCCUCGGAAACAGACUUCACUUUCUCUACAGUUCAUUAUAUAUAUUUAAAAAAACGUUAAUAGCUUAUAUAGAGCUUAUGUACAUCUCUAAAUGAUGUCGUCACAGUCAGCACACAACAUUGCAGCAUGCAAAUGGAAGCGAACGAUGCCAUAGUGUGACUAUGCUCGUGGUUUUUCGGAUUAAACUGAGAGGGGGGAGGGGCCGGGUGGAGCAACACAUUCCUCAAUGAUUUUAAUCAGGCAGAUUUGUCCUGGAUCACAACCUGGUUCGGUCCAGCACAGGCGAGGGACCAGUGCUAAGGCUGAUCGGCUGUUUCGUUCAGAGUUACAGAUGGUUGGAGCCAAUCGGUGCCGCUCGUCUCCAGAUGGGUACUGCGGUAGUGUUCCCGCCCAGGUAGAGCGGUCAUGGGAAUUGCAUUGAGACUGUGAUUCAGGUUGCAAUGGCCUUUCCUGACCGAUUCGCCAGCCUUCCUUGUCAACCCAGAGGUCGUUUGUCUCCCAUCUUUCUGAAGGGAUGAGUAUUGCUCAGCCUUCACAAAUACAGUAUGCAGUACUAAAUUAUGAAGCUCACCUUGUUAGAUUUGAUGCCUAUUUUUGUACAUUUUUAAAGGUUUUUCUUUUUCUUUUAUUCUUUUGUUUUUUUUUUUUGUUUCUAAGCUAUCGUUGUGGAUCUCGCCAAAAUGGCCAGUUCAUUUUGAGAUGUCAAAAUGUAGUGCUACAUACAGAGCAUGCUCAAAUAAAACCAAUAUUCAAAUGAAUUUUUUUCAUUUGUUCACCCGCUGACUUCACAUUGAUUAAAGUUUUGAAACGGCUUUCUGUUCAUCGUCAGUGGCUAGUGGUUGUACUAUUAAUGCAAAAAGAGAAUCCAGUCAGGUUUUCAAGAAGUGAAGGAACGUUGUGUGCCAUAUUGUAAUAUUGUGUCAUAUGUUUGUGAUACUUUGACCACAAGUCCUUUUUGUUCUGUUUGUUUUGAGUUUUUGUGUUCUGAGUCAGAAGUGGUUUUGAAUCAGUCGUUGGCCGGCUGUAAUAUUAAUGGAUACUUGCAUUUAAAAUAUUUAUAUGUACAUAUAUAUUUACAGAGAAUAUGGGAAAUUUACAUUAUACCUUCCCAAUAUUGUUUAUACGUGAAUUUGAGUGGGAAAAAUAAAAUAAAUGUUACAUUUAAUGUUGCAGAGAACUGUUUUGAUACCUAAGAUUUGAUCACUUUAAUAAGAAGACAACUGACAGAGAAUUCUAUUUCUCCCCGGUGAUUCUGGGGAAUUUUAUGAUUUGAAAGGCGUACAUUUGCAUUUUCACGACUGAAAGCACACUUUUUUUGUAGAAGUGACAGUUUUAAGAAGAUUGCUGUGAAAUAUAAAAUAUAAAUUUGAGUUAAUUUAACUUUAAAAAAAAUGGGUCUCCCCAAAUGGAAUACAUUAACUUUCCGUGCUGUAUCAAAUGUUGGCAUAUUUCAGAAAUAUACCUGAUAAAUUUUUACUCAGACUAAAGUGUGUGCGCGUGCACGGGUGUGCAUGUGUGCGCAUACGUAUGCGUACACAUUUGCAUUUGUAUAAUUAGAUGGAGCUUAGCUGUGUGCUGAGGACGUGGCUAUUUCUGUAUUUCAAAGAUUUUCCUGAGAGUGGGUCUAUACUCGUGACUCUUGCAUGUUCUUCUUUUGUGGUUUUGCACCUAGUGAUCUCUGCAGCAGGGUGGCCCGAGCGCUGUCUCAGCUGGACACCAGGCAGGGCUGCAAGCGCCUACCUCGUCCACACAGAUUGUAAAUGUGUUACCCUUGCCCUUUGACCCAGGGCUCGAGGGCAAAGGUCAAAGUAAUGGGCACAGAAACCAAUAUUUUGAGAUAAGUACAAUAAAAUGUUAUUGGAACUCAA
Molecule: messenger RNA, 4406 nt
Organism: Anguilla rostrata (American eel)
Lineage: Eukaryota; Metazoa; Chordata; Actinopteri; Anguilliformes; Anguillidae
Product: abl interactor 2-like
Exons: 12
Coding region: 60-1754 (564 amino acids)
Biological process (GO): neuron migration
Cellular component (GO): actin-based cell projection; SCAR complex; lamellipodium
Molecular function (GO): signaling adaptor activity; SH3 domain binding
Source: RefSeq, a predicted model, not a curated record